AUGCUCACCUCGCCUGCCUCCAUGGCCCCUGAGACGGCUGGCCGGUGCCCCCCAGGGCCCCCAGGACCCCCCCCACCACUGCUGCCCAAGCCCGGGAAGGACAACCUGCGUCUGCAGAAGCUCCUGAGGAAGGCAGCCCGGAAGAGGAUGAGCAGGGGUGGGCCGCCUGCCCCGCCCGGGCCCUUCCGCACCUCCUUAUCCCCCGUGAGCGAGGCCGGCCAUAACCAGGAGACCCUGGCCCCGCGCCCCACGGAGGCGCCACGGCUGGUGGCCACCCUGCCCUGCUCCCCCCACACCCGCGUCAUCCACCACGUGGCGUCCCCCCUGCAGAGGUCCACGUUCUCCUUCACCCUCACCCAGCACAGGAGCCUGGCUUCGCACUCCAAGCCCACGGGGCCCCGGCUCGCAGCCCCGGUCCCAGAACCCGCCCAGUCCCCCUGCGGCUUUGCCCAGGUCUCAGGCCCCACCACGAGGGGCACCCACAUCAGCCAGGUGCACUUCCGGCGGGCACCAUCCCCGCAGGCCGGGACCCCUGAGCCCUCCCCGAUGGCCCAGGAUGGUGGGCCUGGCGACCAGGACCAGGACACAGCCAUCUGCCCUCCCAGGGCUCAGCCCCUGACGCCUGUGGUCCACAUCCACUCACUGCUCGCCAGGGCCCAGGCUGCCAGCCCUCAGCGCGAAGAGCCCUCUGUACCCAGGCUGGCCCCCGGCUUCCGGGCCACGGUGCCCAGUGAGGCCAGCAGCCGGGUGGUGGUGUCCAUUGCCCCCACCUACCGCUCACCAGGACCCUCGCCUUACAGGCCGCCUUCUGCGGCCCCCGAAGCUGGGCGCUGGGAGAAACCCACCCUGGCUGGCCCUGCCGCUGAGGCUGAGCAGGUCUCCAGUCCCCACAAGGCCUCAUCCCCUGACCCACCGUCAGGCCCCCACCCGUGCCCUGUCCCCCAAAUCACACCCAAGCCCCAGCUCAGCAGCUGGACGCGCCUCAAGAAGCAGCUGCUGGAAGAGGCCCCCUUCCCGGGGCCAGAGCCGAGCCUGGGGCACGUGGAGCGGAGGGGGACAACAGCCCCCACUGUCUCAGCGCCCCGGCCGGCCCCUGCCUCCCGGGCCUCCAGGAUGUGGGACACGGUGCUGUACCGCAUGUCAGGGGCCGAGUCCCGUGGCGGCCAGGUGGGGCCCCGCGAUGGGGUGCCCGCCGCGCCCGGCCUCAGCCGCCUGCCCUUCCUUUGCUGGCCUCGCUUCAACGCCCGGAAGCUGCAGGAGGUGGCCGCCCGGCCCCCUCCCAUGCACUCCCCCAUCCUGGUCCUGAGCCCCCAGCCCAAGAACUUCAAUCGCUCGGCAGCUGGCUGGAGGCUCCAGUGA
Molecule: messenger RNA, 1359 nt
Organism: Mesoplodon densirostris (Blainville's beaked whale)
Lineage: Eukaryota; Metazoa; Chordata; Mammalia; Artiodactyla; Ziphiidae
Gene: PRR33
Product: proline rich 33
Exons: 1
Coding region: 1-1359 (452 amino acids)
Source: RefSeq, a predicted model, not a curated record